CGAUAGUUUGAGCUGUGGAAAAAAAUCGAAUGUUUCUUGUGGAAAAAAUUGGAGUCUUUAAUUUGGCGAAUCCAUUCGUUUACUUUGCGUUUAUUUUUAGCCUUAGUACUUUCGUUUGAUACGUUUGCUACCAAGUAUUUAUAAAAAUUAAAAAGCGUUCAAAAACACAAUUAACCAUUGCAACGUCGUUUCAUCAGCUAUUCAGAGUGAAUAAAGAAAACCUACAUCACACCUACAAUCAUACGUGUUACGUGUACAUACAUAUGUCUUGGUUCUCAUCAUUAUCAACAAUUUUAUAAAAAUUACAACUGCGAGUACUUCAUCACUAAUCAACAAAUCACCUGAAAAUGAACGGCCUGAGCAGCAAUGAUGAUGCAGUCGAGUGCCCUUUGUGUAUGGAGCCGCUUGAGGUGGACGAUCUGACCUUCUUUCCGUGUACCUGCGGAUAUCAGAUUUGCCGAUUCUGUUGGCAUAGGAUCCGCACGGAUGAGAACAAGCUGUGUCCGGCAUGCCGAAAGGAGUAUCCCGAGAAUCCAGCUGACUUCAAGCCGCUGUCGCAGGAGGAAAUGAUUGCCUUCAAGUCCCAGAAACGCCAAAGGGACCAACAACGAAAACAAAAGAUCACCGAGAACCGCAAACACUUGGCCAACGUUCGCGUUGUCCAAAAGAACUUGGUGUUCGUUGUGGGGCUACCGCCACGACUUGCUGAUGCAGACAUAUUAAAGAAACACGAGUAUUUCGGUAAAUAUGGGAAAAUUCAUAAAGUCGUUAUAAAUCCAAGUACCACGUAUGCCGGGGUCCAGGUAAGAGUUGGUCCAUCUGCUUCUGCGUAUGUCACAUAUGUUAAUAACUCGGAUGCCUUGCGGGCCAUUCAAAGCGUCAAUAAUAUUAUGAUAGACGGUCGGCUUAUAAAGACCAGCUUGGGGACAACCAAAUACUGUAGCCACUUCAUGAAGAACCAGCAGUGUCCCAAGGGCGACUGCAUGUACUUACAUGAAUUGGGCGAUCCCGAGGCCAGUUUCACAAAGGAGGAAAUGCAUCAGGGAAAGCACCUGGAGUACGAGAAGCGCCUGCACGAUACUCUAAUUGCGUCAUUGGGACCGAAUGCAACAGGUAUUGUAAAUGGUAAUGGAGCUUCUAAAGCAAAUGUCGCGAUUCCAUCGUCAUCGUCAGCGUCAUCCUCGUCCUCUGGAUCGGGUACAAAUGGUUCAAGUGCAUCAGGUAAUGCCCAGCAAAAGGAGGCCUGGCCAAGCUUAUCGGUCUCGCCCAUCAAUGGCAAAGAGGCGGCUGCCACUGCGACCAGUUCCAGUGGGAAAAGUAAACGGGAAAAGCUGCGCAACGAGAAGAGGCACGAGAAGAACAAGGCGAAGAAUAAGAACGGCAGCAAUACAAACGCCAAUGCCUCGAACAAGGAGAACUAUGUUCCCGAAACGAGAAGCAGCACAAGUACUGAGACAUUCGCAGAGGCUACGGCGGAUGCACCGGCUUCCACCAAGGCAGAACCGCCGCAAGCCUCUAGCAAUAGAACGAGGGCGGAUCGUGGAAAAGAUCGGACCACGGCUAGUGCAAAGGAGCAGAAGAAGAGCAAGGAAGCUGCUCCAGCACCUGCAGCAAGUAAACCGGCGGAGCGGGUUGAAACAAGCGAGAGUACAAUAAGACAAAAGAAGGCGGAAGUAACAGAAAGCUGUGAAGAUAACUUACCACAAAAGAGAUUAGCGGGAACAAACGUUCAAAGAUCUGUGAGCUCUUGUAGCGAAAAUAGCGAAGGACACGUCUCUGAGAGUAGCUUAAGUGAGAAGAGUUUAACUGGUGAUUAUGUGGAGGAAAAGUGCAAUAGUGUGAAUUCGGAAAGCCAGCAAGAAAGUGUAAAGUUUCAGGAGGAGCUCGAAAAGAGCAACGAGGCAAUUGUCGAGGCCGAAACGAUUCUGCCAACAGCUGAGUCCUCUGAGGACAUCAGUCCCGCUGCAGUUGCGCCAGGCAAUGGAGAAGUCGAAGGAUGCUUACCCGUUGUUGAUCCAGUCGAACCACCGAGUCUGGCGGAUAAUGGAAGCAGAGUAACAGAUGCGCUAUCUAAGCUGAACAUUUUCGAUGACACGCCUAGCUUUUUCACAUCGCCAUCAUUCCAGCAAGCACCCAUAUUAAAGAAUAAGCUAGAUUUGGAAAUGCGACAGUCUCAUUUACCUGACUUGGUCAACGACAUUGAUGGAAUCCAAAAGGCAUCCAAUACAAACGAGUGGGAGGAAGCCUUCAAAAAUGUGAUGAUGGGCAACACGCAGCACAUGGAGGAGCAACUGUUGCAGCAGCAACAUUUGCAGCAGCAUCAGAAUUUGCGCCACCAGCUGGUGUUGCAACAGGAGGAGUUCCUUCGCAUGCAAGAAUUACAGAAACGCAACAACUUUGCGACGCAAAUCAACGGUCCUGCGAAUGAUUUCCUUAGAGCUUAUGAGCUCAGAGCUCAAGCCAAUGCAAUCAUUCAGCAACAAUUAUUACAACAGCACGCAGGCGAAAAUCUAUUUGGCGGCAACAUGUCGAAGUUCUUCGAUUUCCAUAAAAGUCAGCCGCAGUCACACCAUCAGUAUCUAAAUGGACAUCCGCCUCAAAUCAAUGGGAACGGUGCUGUGCCGGAGCCGCAAAGAGUGGCGGCCUCUUUGGAAAGCAAUCGACUGAAUUCGCCUUUUGUCGAAAAUGGACUUAUUAACUCGCAGCAGCAGCAGCAGCAGCAGCAACAGCAACAAAAGCAGAGAAUGAUGGGAAUGUAUGAAUUUAUGCCUCCAAACACGCAAUCUCAGCAGAAUCGGUUUACACAGAACUCGAUAGUCGACGAUGACUUAGGAUUCGACCCGUUCGUUGAGACCCAAAAGGGACUUGCUGAACUUAUGGAAAAUGAGGUGGUCCAAAAACAGAGUAUUAAUAAUGAGAACCCCUUGCCGAAGUUGCCGCCACAGCCUCAAGUUCCACCCCAUCCGCAAUUGGUGGACAACCUGCAGCGAGCUCGCAUGCCGCCGCCAGGCUUCAAUCACGUCAACACAUUGGGCUUGGGCGGUGCAUCCAGACUGCAGCUCACCAGCAAAAUAAUACCCUUCAUGAACAUGCCCGUCAAUGGGGUGGGCAACAGCGGUGCCCAGGGACAGCACCAAAUGCCAAUGGGUGUCAACUGGAAUGCGCCGAUGGGCAUGCACCAGAACCCGGGACAGCCCGUGGGUGAUUCGCAAUUGCAGCAUCCAAUGGCUCACAACAAGGUUUACAACAACAGUGAUUGGACUUCAAUGGAUCCGGCUAUACUUUCGUUUAGACAGUAUUCUUCUUUUCCACAAAACCAAAUUCCCCCACAUCCUCAGCAGCAACAGGAUUUAUUUUUGCAGCAUUUGGCUCAACAGCAAAAUUCCCAGAGUGGUGGUUUCAACAACCAGGCACAGCAAAUGCUUCCUAUGGGGAUGCCCAAUAGUUUGCUGAACGGACAACAAACGCAGCCGCCACAGGUCAAUGCCAAUGUUCAGGGCAUGCUUGAGUUUUUAAAAAGCCGUCAAUUCGUUUAGCUACAAUACAUAUAAAUAAUACAUUUGUUUACCUGUACUCUUUAUUAAAUAUUUCUUAAAGUAAAUAUAGGCAAAAUAAAAUUCGAAUAUAAUGAAACUACAUGAUACAAACAAACAGACGGUCCAGUGAAAUUCAGCCUACUAAAAGCAUUUGUGCAGCAAGCGAAACACUUGGAUGCCGUCUCCCCGCGCCGGACGUGUCCGCAUGAAUCCAAUUAUAGUAUCCAAUAAACCCCGUUCAGGGUGUAGUCUGCUUGGCAAUAGUGAAGCCCCCAGUGAUUUUUCAAACUUGAAACCAACUCAUUCCAAUUGCUCGCUGGAUAAAAGACAGAUUACCAUGGCAAUAAGUAGCAAAGAAAACCUCGUGAUGUGAAAUUAUCGAGACUGUGUAAAAAUGUCAACUUUUUAAUAAUAAAUACGUGACUUGAAAUGGUUG
Messenger RNA from Drosophila melanogaster (fruit fly), 3972 nucleotides. RefSeq names its product CCR4-NOT transcription complex subunit 4 (gene Cnot4). Lineage: Eukaryota; Metazoa; Arthropoda; Insecta; Diptera; Drosophilidae. The coding region runs from base 348 to 3536 and encodes 1062 amino acids. Gene Ontology annotation, molecular function: metal ion binding; nucleic acid binding; ubiquitin protein ligase activity. Gene Ontology annotation, cellular component: cytosol; cytoplasm; nucleus. The transcript has 17 exons. The record is from RefSeq and is marked reviewed.